CUGGGGGCGUGGCUGGGGGCGGUGCACUCCGAGUCCGCUAGCCGGCCGAGGUCCUAGCGGAAGCCCUCGCGCCCGGAAGCCCCCACGCUCGGUCCCGAGAUGUCUGCCAGCAAGCGGGUGGCGAAGAAAAAAAAAAGAGGAAAGGCUCUGAAGAGAGUUUACUCCCAAGUGGUAAUAUCUGGAAGCAGCGAUCUGCACCUUCCUCCCACCCAGUACCUCCAGAGCUUGGAGCUGGAGAGUCUCCAGGCAAAGCUUCCCCGGUACCUACGGAACCUGUUCAGCCAUGAUGCCGAUGUCCUGGUGUGGCACGCCCUCCUCCUGCCUGAGGAGCCACCCUACAACCUCAAGGCUUUCCACCUGCGCAUCAACUUCCCUGAGGACUAUCCGUUCAAGCCCCCUACGGUGACAUUCACCACCAGGAUCUACCACCCCAACGUGGGCCACAAUGGAGAGGUUUGCCUGCCCAUCAUCAGCAAGGAGAACUGGAGUCCUUACACCAAGACCUGCCAAGUCUUGGAGGCCCUCAAUGUGCUGGUGAACAGACCAGACCUGGGGCAGCCAGUCCGGUUGGAGCUCGCAGACCUACUGAAGCAAGAUCCGGAGCUGUUCCACAGGGAGGCCAGGGAGUUCACCCUCAAGUAUGGAGUCGACCGGCCCUCCUAACUGGUUCUGACCCCUCUCUUUGCCGGAUCCUCUCUGUGUGACGGGCGGACAUUUCAUGGAAGCUGUGGGGGGCCGGGGGGGGGGUGCGGCCGGAGCCUCCUGUCAUUUGUUGCAUGUUUUCCUUCUUAAGUAGCUAGUCAUUAGCCUGUGUGUGUGUGUGAGCGUGUGUGUGUGUGUGUGUGGCAUGGACCCAUUCCCACGUUCACCUGGCCACAGUGUGCUUUUCCUGCUCUUUCUCUGCCCCAGAGGCAGACGAGUUCACGUUUGUGCAAUUACAGGCCAGCUCUCCAGGGCUCCGUGCUCUCACAGACACAGGUUGCCUUCAGGCCAGCUGGCAGGAAAUGAACCUAGGAGCCGCCUCGCAUCCCCCUAGGGCCCAGGCAGAGGGGCAGAGGGGAUGUGAGGAGUAUGGGGGGGGGGCAGGGCACUUGGAGAGAGUCAUAUUUACACUUGAGUGAUUUGUUUAUUAUUUGAAGUCAGCCAGACUGCUAAUAGGUACUUCAUGUCUAGAUUUAUGCGCGAAACCUUUCCUUUUCCCCUGAUGAGUCAUGAAGUGAAGAAUCUAAUCUCUAUCCAGAAA
Herpailurus yagouaroundi (jaguarundi) is the source of this 1243-nucleotide messenger RNA. It is a transcript of the gene UBE2L6, whose product is annotated as ubiquitin conjugating enzyme E2 L6. Bases 100 to 663 code for a protein of 187 amino acids. The record is from RefSeq and is a predicted model, not a curated record. Lineage: Eukaryota; Metazoa; Chordata; Mammalia; Carnivora; Felidae. The transcript is spliced from 6 exons.